This is a messenger RNA of Iphiclides podalirius (scarce swallowtail), 288 nucleotides long. The record is from the annotation of a GenBank genome assembly. Lineage: Eukaryota; Metazoa; Arthropoda; Insecta; Lepidoptera; Papilionidae.
AUGGAAGACUUGUCGUGGCGUGGCAGUGGCGGCUACAGUUCCGCGUGCAGGAUGAGCAGCGCCGCGUGCGGGGGCGGCGGCGGAGCGGGGGCGGCGGGGGGCGCUUUCCGAGGGCGGGGCGCCCCUCGCGCGCGCACCUGCGCGUUCACCGCGUCCCAACGAGCGUCCCUCGCCACCUUCGGCUCCGUGCGCGUGCCCCCUGCCCCUCCCGCGGCGCGGCCCCUCCCCCUCCCCCUCCCCCGCGCCCGCGUCCCGCCACGGGCCGCAGGGCCCGGGUCCAACUCGUCC